Messenger RNA from Centropristis striata (black sea bass), 6730 nucleotides. It is a transcript of the gene atad5a, whose product is annotated as ATPase family AAA domain containing 5a. Gene Ontology annotation, cellular component: nucleus. The record is from RefSeq and is a predicted model, not a curated record. The transcript has 22 exons. Gene Ontology annotation, molecular function: ATP binding; ATP hydrolysis activity; DNA clamp unloader activity. Lineage: Eukaryota; Metazoa; Chordata; Actinopteri; Perciformes; Serranidae. The coding region runs from base 369 to 6065 and encodes 1898 amino acids.
CGCGUUUUUGAAAGAGCAACAUAUCAGAAGAAAGAUGUUUUUAGAGUUCCUGGACGGAGUUUUUUGGACUAAAACCGCCUAGAGAGUCUCUGUUCGGGUUCAUGUGUCCGGGCUGACAUGUUGGACAUGUUCGGAGGACCUGUUGGAGCUGAGAGGACCUGUUGGAGCUGAGAGGACCCGAGGCUGCUAGCUUGUUGUUUUACAUUAAGUUAUAGUAUCUGGUAACAACAAACAGCUGUUCCACACACACACACACACACACACACACACAAUGAACAGCUGUCUAUUCACUCUCUGUGUGAAGAAGUGAAUCAGAGAAGGAUAUAUAAAGGAAGAUCCCGGUCCUGUUUUAUCGGUCUCUUCAAAUAAUGGCUGGUGUUGUGGCGAUGGCGUCAAUCAUUGAGGACUUUGACACGCAGCCGUGCAAGAAGUCUCGCAAAGAUGGCGGCAGUCCUGUUGUCAAGACGAUUACCAACUACUUCUCUCCUGUUCCCAAACCGGCGGAGAAACCCUUCUCACCUCCUCGCUCCAACAACAUCAUGGACUACUUCAGCCGGAAGGCUCCGUCCUCUAAAGAGAAGAUCAGCUCGCCUGAACAGUCCAAGGAGAACCGCCAGACGGAGAAAGAGCCGAGCCCAGAGCCGGCGGCGAAGAGGACGUCUCAGAAGCGGAGCAGGAAGACGAGCAAGGCUGCAAGAAAACUGGUGGAGGUGGAGGCCGUCAGCUCGGCGGAGGAGGCCAGCUGCCUGGUUCUAGAGGAGCCUCGUGGUGGAGUGGUGAGCAGCGGUGGUGUUCUGGGCAGCGAUACAGCAGCUCUGAUGGCUCAGCUCUGUGCCGAGGCUGGAAUCACUGAGGGGAAACCAGAGAAGAAGAGCACCAAGCCUGUCAGCCUGGAACCAGCUGCAGAAGAUGAGGAAACUUCCAAAUGUGUCAAACUGAAUCGAGAACUGAACAGCAUCGAAUUAUCUCCAAUCGUGCCUUCAAAAGAUAAAGUGAAACCGCUCAAAACUGCUGCACGAAACCCUCGGAAGGCAAAGCAUUUAGAAGAAGAGGAGAAGGAGAAGGAGAAAGAGAAGGAGAAGGAGAAAGAGAAGGAGAAGGAGAGCUCCUUGUGUGACGUCAGCAUGGAGGUGAAUGUGGACGAGGCUUCUCAGCUGAACAACACCGUCACCAUCUCCUUCGAGGAGUUUGUGCGGAGUCAGAGUCAGGGAGACGAACCGGGACAAGAGGAUGGUUGUGAAAUCAUAACAGACGUGGAAGAAAUGGACUCUGAGCAGCGUGACGUCCCUAAAGCUGGAGGACAUGUUGGAUGUGAGGCGUCUCCGGUCCAGGUGUCCCCCCGGACCCUCACCGUCCAGGCUGAGGUCCACGUCGUCUCGUCCAGACAGGAAGCAGCCAAGGCGGGGAGGAAGGUAGCGUCUAUCUUCAGCAGGAGGAAAGGCUCCAUGAGCCCCUCGGAGGCCGGGUCCUCUCCUCGCUCGGAGGCCGGCCACCAGCUUCACUCCUCCUCCUCCGGGAAGCAGCGUAAGUCCAACGUGGUCCUCCAGGAGGAGGAUCUGGAGCUGGCGGUGCUGGAGAGCGACUCCACGCCAAAGUGCAGCGAAGCACAGAGGAAGACGUUCAUGGCGGCCUUCAAGCAGGCCAGUCUGGACGGCUCCAGAACCAAACCAGGGAGGAGCCAGGGCAAGCAGAAGCAGGCGGAGGAGAAGGAGGAGAAGGAGGAGAAGGAGGAGGCGGAGAAAGCUGCAGAAGAAGAAGCUGUGAUUCCUCCUGCUGCUGCUGCUGAGGAAACCCCUGCUGCCCCGCAGGAAACCAAAGCAGCGAAGAAGAAGAAACCGGCAAGAAAAGGCACAAAGAAAGGAAAGGAGGGAAAGGAGGUGGCCCCAACCCCUCCUGCUGCUCCUGCUGCUCCUGCUGCACCUGCUGCACCUGCUGCUCCUGAUGCACCUGCUGCACCUGCUGCUCCUGCUGCUCCUGAUGCUCCUGAUGCUCCUGUGGAAGAAACAGUUCUGGAGGUUGAUGACAAAAGUGAGGAGCAUCCUAUCACUUCGACUCCCUCCGUCCCAGCAGUGAGGAGGUCCAGGAGGGAGGCGGUCGUCAGGCAAACUCCUGAAGCCUCCUCCACAGCAACAACGACCAGAAAAACAAACAGGAAACAGAAUGAUGCUGCUGAAGAACCUGCUGACAGCCCUGCAGAGACGUCCACCAGGAAGACACGCAGGUCCAAACAUGGAGUCUUUGUAGCGGAGAUGGUUUGCCCACCUGACACAAAAGGAAGCCCAAUCAGGAUUAAAUUCAAAAGAGUCCAUAGAAAUGUUUCCAUGAACAAGACUGAAAGUGGCACAAACACUUUGGCUACUAAAACAUCAAAUGAAUCUAAAAAUAGGAAACAGGCGAAGAAGUUGGUGGAGAAAGCUCGAGUGAUUCAGCAGAGUAAGAAAGAGAAGAAGAGCACCUUGAGGCGUUCGUCACGGACGGAGGCCUCCGUCAGCAGGAGCUACUGUGAAGACGAGGACUCUAUCAUCUGCCUGGAGGAGGACCAGUCUGUCUCUGAGAAGACUAAAACCAUGAAGCCUUUACGGAGUCUGAACGAAGUUCUGGGAAAACCUUCAUCUGUUGGCAAAGAGACCAAAGCUGCUCCAGGCUCUAAAGGAGCGUCUCUCAGCCAGGAGAAGACGGCUCGGAGAGCGUCUGCCGUCAUCUCCAUCUUCGAUGAGAGCGGCUCUGAAAACUCUCAGGACGACGAGCAGUUCAAGGCCCGCAGAGAGUUCCUGAAGAGCGGCCUGCCCGACUCCUUCAGGAAGCAGAUCGCCAAGACGGCUGCCACCAAGGAGGCCUACUCCCUCUCCUGCUCCUCCUUCCAGCCGGUGGUUCACAUGAAGCAGCCUCCAAACGAUUGCCCUCUCUGGAGUCUGCUGUGGCCCGAGUCUUCGUUACUGUGUCGUCUGAAAGAGUUUUGGAGCCAAACAUCCAUCCAAGAAAACCGUCCAGCUGUUGGUGGCUCCCUGUGUGUGAAGACACAACCGGCCCGUAGAGCCGUUUGUGAUCGGGGUUCUGGUUGCAGGCCGGAGAUCUCUGAAAGUGUUCGUAAGCUUCUCAUAGAGGAGGUCAGCACCUCGAACCGUUCCUUCCCUGUUCAGAUGUUUGUGUCUCGCUUCCUGAAGAGACGCACCGACCAGCAGCAGAGCUCAGCCUCAGAGCCAGAGGCUGUUAUUAGAGCCACCAGCUGCACGCUGCCGGCUGAACCAGUCGGAGGGAAGAGGAAGAGGAUGGACGAUGAAGGGGAGGUGACGCUGAAGGUGGCUAAGAAGCAACGGGCCGACUCUGCAGAAGAAACCAUUCCUGAGCCCGAACCAACGAAAAGAGGACGAACGAGACGAUCCCGGAGAUCAAAGCCAGAAGAGGCAGCGAAUGAGAAACCUUCAGUCAAAAUGUCUCCAGUCCAACCUGAAGACGACUCUGUUAUUGUUGUUGAUGACUUGAUUAUUGGAGAGAACAACGGACAGAAAGAUGUGGUGAAGGAGGACGUGUUAUGGACAGAUAAAUAUCAGCCCCAGCACUCCAGCGACAUCUUGGGCAACACCGCCUCAGUGAGGAGGCUGCACAGCUGGCUUAAAGAAUGGAAACUCCGUGCAGACCAAGAAGAGAGAAAGAAGCAGAAAGACAAAAAGCAAGAGGAAGGCAGUAACGACUCGGACUGGGACUGUGGAGAAGAGGACUCCCAGGACAGCGAGGACACGUUGUGUAACACAGUUCUCAUCACGGGACCCACCGGGGUCGGAAAGACUGCUGCAGUCUACGCUUGUGCCCAGGAGCUCGGCUUCAAGGUAUUUGAGGUGAACGCGUCCUCUCAGCGGAGUGGUCGUCUGAUCCUGUCCCAGCUGAAGGAAGCCACUCAGUCCCACCAGGUGGACAGUCAGGGGGUCAACGCCCACAAACCCACCUACUUCAACAGCUACGGCAGCAGCAGCAGCACCCUGAAGCCUGGAGCCUCUCCCAGGAAGGUGAACUCUCCUCGGAGGGUGGUCUCCUCUCCUAGGAAGCAUCCUCAGUCUCCUAGAGGAGCUAGGAGAGGAAGCCUGGCUCCCACCGCUCUAGCUAACUUCUUCAAAAUGAGUCGACCCGUCACCAAGGAGACGGCCAACACUAAGAAUGAACCAACAGCUGCUUCAAAGAAAGUUGUAAAAGCAAAUGAAUCCAAUAAGCAGAAAGAAGCUUCAGUUAAAUCAUCAUCAGCUCCAACGACUAAAGAGAAGAACGCUGAGGAGCAGAGCAAGAAGACGGCCACCUCGCUCAUCCUGUUCGAAGAGGUGGACGUUAUAUUUGACGAUGACUCCGGGUUUCUAGCCGCCAUCAAGACUUUUAUGACCACGACGAAGAGGCCCGUCAUCCUCACCACCAGCGAUCCUGCUUUCAGCAGCAUGUUUGAUGGCAACUUUGAAGAGAUUCAUUUCAAAACGCCGUCAGUGCUGGAUGUGAGCAGCUUCCUGCGGUUGUUGUGUGUGACGGAGGACGUGAGGACCGACCCGGCGGACGUCGGCUCUCUGCUGCGACUCAACGGAUGUGACAUCAGACAGAGUUUACUGCAGCUGCAGUUCUGGACUCGCAGCGCUGGAGGCCGACACGUCACCAAGCCGUUAACUCACACUGGCAAAGAAGCUGGACUAAAGUCCGAGGCUGAUGAAGAAGCAGCAGUGACUCUUCCUCCCUGUGACACCGGCUGCACUGAGAGCAUGUUGGGUCUGCUGAACGUUGAACCUGAGAGAGACAUCUGGGAGCUGCUCAGGAGUCCGGCGGAGGAGGAGAAGGAGGAGGAGGAGGCGUUACUCUGGGAGCUGCUGACCAACAGCAGGCGGCGAGGAGUGGACCUCCUCUACUCCAACAUGGAGACGCUCCUCCCUCUACCACUGACCCAGCUGACUACCUCUUCCUAUAAACCGGAGGAGUCUGUCUCCACUUCACAGGAGCAGCUCUCUGUAGUUCAGAAGGAGCAGCUCUCUGUAGUUCAGAAGGAGCAGCUCUCUGUAGUUCAGAAGGAGCAGCUCUCUGUAGUUCAGAAGGAGCAGCUCUCUGUAGUUCAGAAGGAGCAGCUCUCUGUAGUUCAGAAGGAGCAGCUCUCUGUAGUUCAGAAGGAGCAGCUCUCUGUAGUUCAGAAGGAGCUGCCCGUGUCCCAUGUGAGGUUAUUACAAGCAUCAGAGUCUGCAGACUGCUCUGACGACGGCAGCCCAAUCAAAGUGUCCAACAGGAUGAAGAGGAACAAGAAGCGCCACUGUCUGCCCGAACAGGACCGGCUGCACUCUGACUCCGACUCUGAAGACGGUUUUCUGUCUCUGUGCAAGCCUCGGAGCGCUCCUCCUGCAGGAGAGGAGGUCCGAGAGAGUUCAGCUCCAGAGACGCUAAAGAGGAGGCCCCUGACUCCUGAGGAGCGGGUUAAAAGCCUCCCGGUCUCCCAGUGUCUAGAAUCUAUCGCUGACUUUCUAGACAACAUGUCGUACGUGGACUCCUCCCUGCUGGUUCCUUCAGCCGGAGGUGACAAUCACAGAAGGACGUCGCUGCUCGACGCCGUGACGAAGGACGGGAUGACGGACGAGUCGCGGCUGGAGAGCGACCGAGGCGGCCGCCUGAGAGGAGAACACGUCCUGGAGAUCCCGGCCGCUGUGGAGGCUCUGAGCUUCCACAAGUGUCGGGUUUCAGUGGCGGAGGCCUGGAGCAAAGCUCAACAACUGGGAGGGGAGCUGAGGAAAGAGGCUGCAGCAGAACUCUCCCUCCCUGUGGCCGCUCAUCGUCGAGGCUUCAGCUUCACUCAGGACGGCCCCAGCCAGCCACAGCUGGUCCAGCGGAGGAGAGAAGUGAUGGAGAGUCUGACGUUCAGAGGAGUGUUUGGUACUCUGGGGAACAGAGCAGCAGCAGCUCUGGACUACCUGCCGGCUCUACGCACCAUCUGCAGAUCAGAGCAGCUGAAGGAGCAGGGCAAGGUGAAACGACGGUUCCUGCACUACCUGGAUGCGAUCCACCUGAACGUGGAGAAGAGAACGCUGCAGCACCUGGCUGAAGAUUUCCCCUGAACCAUCGAGGAGAUCUCACGUCUCCUCAGGAGACCUAAAACAAAUAUCUCCUGUUGACUUUUAAGGACUUCAUGUCCGUCAACAGCAGACAUCACAAGGGACUGUGUGGUGAAGUUUCCACAUAUUUCUUCGAAGGCUGAAAUAAAUUAAACUGAAUCACUCAAUAAAGGUUUUCUCACCUGAAGGGUCCACGGCUGAAUAACCUCGGCUUCGGCACAUUUUUUGGUGCUUUCAAAGAAUGCACUAAAAAUUUCUACUUUAUAAGGUUUUUGUAAUAUUAAGGUGUGCUGGAGUGUGUGAUUUUUGUACAAUAGUGUCUUUAUACGUUUUGCAUCUUGCAAAGUGUUUUUAUCAAGUAGAAUUUGCUUUUGAGGAGCAAAUAUGUGUCAUUAAUGAAUUGUCAGAGAUUAACAUGUAAAAUAGAAUUUGUAAAGGCUGUGUGUAUAUUUCCAUUCUCCACAAAGUUACUGUUGAUGCACUCAGGAUUUUGUUAAAGUUGAUAAAAGCUAGAAAGUUCUCCUGUAUCUGUCAGCCCUAAAUCACCCUCACAUUUAUUUUUUAUUUUUUAGUUUGAUCUUUUUGUUUCCAGCCUUAAAUAUGUACACAUUAUUCACAGUGGGUUUUUUGUUGUGACCAAAUAAAGGUUUAUAACAACUAAAUAAAAA